AUGUCGUCCUUCGGCGUGCGAUUGCUCGCCCCCACGGGCAAGGAGCAACCCGUGGUGCUGAGGGUGACAAUUGAUGGAAUAUCCUUCCACCACGAGAGCGGCAAGGCGAUCCAGCAGAUCCCAUAUGCGUCCAUCAUCAAGUGGGUGCCCAGCAGCCUGCGAUCGCGCGACCCCGGCAGCGCAGACUGCUUGGACAUUCAGGUCGAGACCACGGCGGGCCGGCGCGACCUGCGGAUGCGAUGCGCCUCCGAGGACGCCGUCGGCGACGUCAUCACAUGCAUACGCGGCACCGUGCAGGUGCGCCGGCGCUAG
Messenger RNA from Monoraphidium neglectum, 312 nucleotides. RefSeq lists its product as hypothetical. The record is from RefSeq and is a predicted model, not a curated record. The coding region runs from base 1 to 312 and encodes 103 amino acids. Lineage: Eukaryota; Viridiplantae; Chlorophyta; Chlorophyceae; Sphaeropleales; Selenastraceae. The transcript is spliced from 2 exons.